Betta splendens (Siamese fighting fish) is the source of this 4231-nucleotide messenger RNA. RefSeq names its product protein phosphatase 1 regulatory subunit 3A (gene ppp1r3f). NCBI's taxonomy places the organism in Eukaryota, Metazoa, Chordata, Actinopteri, Anabantiformes, Osphronemidae. The transcript has 4 exons. Bases 284 to 2191 code for a protein of 635 amino acids. Gene Ontology annotation, cellular component: protein phosphatase type 1 complex. Gene Ontology annotation, molecular function: glycogen binding; protein phosphatase 1 binding. Gene Ontology annotation, biological process: regulation of glycogen biosynthetic process. The record is from RefSeq and is a predicted model, not a curated record.
CGCUAAAAUUAGACACGGCUCCUUCCGCGACAGCAGCCAAAGUGCUACGCGUAAAGUCAUGUAAACCAGUGGGAUACGCUGUCAAAGGCUGGCAGCCGUGACAAGUUUUCCAUGGGUGACCUUUAGCGCCGCACGUUUACUAAGGACAUCUGUGCGUAACGUUGGGACAGCGCUGGAUGGAUGGAUCGCCGGCCACCGCUGCGCAAAUCACGAGCAUUAGGUAGUGUUUUCAUUCGCAGGCGCCAUCAGCGCUCGGCUGUCACGAGGACGUCGCUCUGCAGAAAUGUCUUUUUUAAGCAUACCGAGCCAAGAGGGUCUGUUCACUGCUAUUAAAACGGGCGGCAAGUCAUCGGAAGAAGCGAAGGCGAGCGCUCCCAUGCAUGACGAGGAGAACAAUAACGACGAGGAGGAUGAGGAUGAAGACGACGGCAGCGUCCGCUUCAUCCCCAGGUGCUCGCCGGUGCCCAGAAAGCGAGGCUCGUCCAUCCACGACGAGACCGCCGAGUACAUCCGGAUCCACCUGGCGCUUUCUGCCGGAAAGAGGGUGUCGUUCGCCGACACCACAGGUGGCGAUCUGGUGGAUGUUAAGGAAUUCGUUGCGUUCGACUCGGAGGAGGAAGAGGUCAGCGCGACGUGGGAGGCGGAGGAGGCGAAGUACCGCAAGCCGGAGCGCGCGCCGACCUACCGGGUGCAGCCCGGGUUCGGCGCCGCGGCGGGCGGCGCCCUGCUGCGCGCAGUGCGCGCCAACAGGGUGGAGGUGGAGCAGCUGUCUCCAGUAGACAAUGAGCCGCUCGCCUUCUGCGGGCUGGUGCGGGUCCUGAACAUUUCCUACCACAAGGCAGUUUAUAUAAGAGCCACCAUGGACAACUGGGUGACUUACUUUGAUCACCCCGCAGAGUACGUCCAGGGCUCCAACGACGGCGACACUGAUCAGUUCUACUUCAAGCUGUCCUUCGCACCCCCCUACAUCACGCAUGGCUCCCGCAUGGAGUUCGUGGUUCGCUACGAAACCUCUGAUGGGGAUUUCUGGGCUAAUAACUCCUCUCUGAAUUAUGUGAUCACGCUGCUCCUGUCCUACGAAGAUAAUUCAGCCGAAACAAACGUCAACAUACAGCCAGCGAGAAGCAUCCUCAAGCCGCCAAAGGCUUACAGUAUGAAUGAUGAUUUGGAUUCAGAGGAUGAGCAGGAAAAGGAUGAAGCAGGUGAGGAAGGGACCUCCCGGCCUGAUCUUAUCAGAGCAGCAGCUGUCGGACCAGCUCCCAUCCAACCGGAGAUCGAUGUGGAGAUUCCAGUUUGCCCAUCACGUCCCUCUGUCCCGCCUGAGCCAGAGCCUCCGUGUGUUGAUGGCACACUGUCCCCACACACUGUAACCUCAGGUGUACGAGCCUCCUGCACGUCUCCUGAAUCCACCCCUCAGUGUAACGCAGCCUUUGUUCCCUGUGCCAGUGAAUCAGUUCAGCCAAACAAGUCGCCGCCUUUACCCAGACUCCACAGUGAAUUAGGCAACCAAACGUCUGAGCAGCCCGUAGACAGUGGUCCCUCUGCGCCGCUGCCUUCCCUGCAAGAGUCGAGGCCCAGAUCAGAGAGCUCCCGCUCUGGAGGAGAGGAAAUCCCUUCUUCAGAGGAUUCGUGCUUGCAUCUCGGAGCCACAGAGAUGAAUCUCUGGCCGACGGGGGGGGGUGGAUCGAGCGAGAGCGCAGCCGGGAGUCCUCGGCCCGAACUGCCUGCUGAGAGCAUCUCUCCCCCCGCCGCGGCCGAGGGCUUUGAGCGCGCAGGUGCAGCGGGAUCGCCUGAGCGUGUUGCAGGAUUAUCAGAAGAUCCCGGCAGGUCUGCAGCGCAUUGCGAAGGCAGGGCACCCGCGCGCGCGUCCCCCGAGGCCGAGCGCGAGACAGAAGCUUGCAGGGAUGAAGCGCCAGCGUCACCUGAACUCGCAGAGAACCGGAACCUUGUUCUGCAGAGCGUGAGGGAGCACACAGAGGAUGCUCCCCAGAUGCUCCCCGGUGCAUUAUCAGAGAAUCUACCCAGCACGUUGUCAGCGGCGUCCCAGCCUCCGCCUGAGGAUGAUGUAAGCAGCAGUCUGAUCCAACCAUCCAUUGCGUUUCUGACUGGAGUUGUCUCGCUGUCUGUAGUGAUGCAGGAACCAAGCACCCUCUUCUUCAUCGGACUGCUCCUGGUCUUGAACCGUUUGUAAUUGUGGCACAACGGUUCACUCUGAUCUGCUCUCUAAAAUCCAGAAAGUGCCUUUCCGUGAUUCCAAACCGAGCCGUGAAGUUCAAAGAGCUGCACUGUGGCAGCCCACUGCUCCCCCAGGGGAUGGGUAAAAAUGCAGAGGGUAAUUUCCCCAAUGUGGGAUCGAUAAAGUUCAUUUAUUAUAAUUAAUAUUAUUAUUAAAACACACAACUGUCAAUCCCUGAUUGAACCUUUAGAAUAAUAUUAAUAUAUAUUUUUGUCAUAUAAAAACACAAUUUAUUACAAAGUCCAUUAUAAAUAUAAACAAGUUAAUUAGAAAUGAUAAUUGAAUUAUAAUUAAAAUGUUAAUGUAUUAUGUGAACAAGUGUGAAGUAAUAGAGUACUAGUUAGUUAUUAUCAGUGUGAGUAGACUGUUAGAGCAGAUUUUUGUUUAGGUGGUGUACUUACUUCAUGUGUUCAUAGUGUUACAUUCUGAUAUAUUCAGUUCUAUGAUGCACUUUUCUAUUCUUAUUGUAGCAGCCAUCGUGUUAUUUUGUAUGUUACCACAAAAUACCUUAAACAUUACCAUAGACUAUGAAGACUAUAUAUAUAUGUGUAUAUAUACAUACAUAUAUAUAGAUAUAUUCUAAAAAAUCUGUAAAAGGAAUCUGUGACGAUCUUUAACAAAACACCUGCCUAAAAUAGAUGCUGCUUAAUUAGAAGGUUGCCCAGCGUGACGUGUUGCUCGUCCUCAGAGAGCACCAGCCUCCUGCACAUCCUCUGAAACGCCUUCCUGUAUCAUAAAUCACGUCGUUGUCCCACAACACUUUUUAUAGCACAACUCUGAAAGCCACGGGGACACGCUGAUAGCACUAAAUGCACUAAAUGACGUGUUUGAAGUGAUAUUGCCAUUAAACACGGCCUCAUACCCUCCACCUGUGUGUGUGUGUGUGUGUGUGUGUGUGUGUGUGUGUGUGUGUGUGUGUGUGUGUGUGUGUGUGUGUGUGUGUGUGUGUGUGUGUGUGUGUGUUAGCCUCUUUUCAACCACUCUGCUAAAGAAAUAUGCGCGCAGCAGUUUGAUGCGCGUUAAUGACACUGCAGUGCAGUGCAGACAGCGCCGGAGAUUGUGACACGCCACCAAAAUAACAUCUGAGGCCUCAGCGCCUCCGACUCUGGAGCGUGUUCAGAUUUGCUUCAAAUACGCGGAAGGUAAGGCGAGACUGAAAGAAGCCAAAGGUCAAACAUUGCACUGCGGUCGUGGUGAUAUACUUCAGAGCAGCAGCCAUUGUACGCGGUGGAUCGGUGUUUGGAGAUGGACAGGUCUCCAAAAUACUCCAUGAUGGAACCUCCCAGAAACGAGACAACAUUUAUUUCUUUGACCACCGGAGCCUUUAAAUGUUACAUAACCUCCACCUGUGUUCUUGAAUGUCAGGUUAACCUUAAUAAGUUUAAUCAUUUAUAGGUCUGUGUCUGGUCUUAGUCGUCAGGUAUUCAUUAAAUCACAUGUUGUUUAUGCAUUUGUCCAUAAAACAGAAUUAUUAAUCAGAGCUUAUUUAGCCUUGUGCAGGGAAACGAGUGCUGUGAUUAAUUCAUGGGACGACCACCUAGCUGUGGGAGGUAUUAAAAAAUUAAAGAGGCUUAAAACUGACCCAAGGAGGAUAAUCAGUGUAGGUUCUAAAGCAGACGCUCACUUUGAGGUAAUUAACGCCUUUUUAAGCAAUAAUCUACACGACUCAAAGCUGUGAUUUCAAAACAGGCUGUUUGAGCGUUGACAUGUUGCGACACGGGCGUUAACUGGGUUAUUUUCUUUCUCCGUCGGCCUCAUCCAGCGUGGCGUCACUCUCAGGGGCGGCUGGAGUCGAUUCAUCACAGGGAAAUGUUUAAACUGCAAUGUAGAUAAAUGACGUCUUUGACAACAAAGUCCCAAAAGGAAAAGCACAUUUUUUUGUUUUAACACACUAUUGUUCUAUAAAAAAACUCAUCAGUCACUUCACACUCUAGUUAAAUAUUAUUAUAUAGUGUUAUUUUUUGUAGUUCAGCAGAAUAAAGUGCAACAAAUUCA